UUGGACGGGAAAAGAUGUUUGAAUGAAAUGUACACUAAACAACCUGUUUGUCGGUCUGUCUGGGGGAAUCAAUAGAUCUGUUUUUCGUUCGUGUGUGUAUAUAAUUAAUCCCUUCAUUCUUUCGGAAGACGUUUAUUGUAGCCUAAAAUAGGUUCUUCCUGGAGUUAGUGGAACAAUUGUUGACUUCCCGCCAUUUCCUGCAAGGAGAUCUGGGGGAGCGCUGUGAGCACUAUUUGUGGUAUUAAAAGCCAACAAAAUGCUUUCUGAGAUAACCCGACAACUUUGACAACACAAGCAUUGGCAAUUUAAGCUUUGUCAACACAAGCAUCGAAAAUAGAGGCUAUAACAUCCCAAAUGGCGGGAAGAGUAGCUGUGAUCGGAGCUGGUUCAUCAGGCGUCACCGCUGUCAAGUGUCUUCUUGAAGCCGGAUUCAGCGAUGUCGUCUGCUACGAAAGAAGGGACGUGAUUGGUGGACUGUGGUAUUAUAAAGAAACAGCUGCUGAGUGGAAGGAUGAAUCCUGUGUGAACAGGGCUACAGUCAUCAACACAAGUAAAGAAUUCAUGGCCUUUUCAGACUAUCCCAUGCCGGACUACUACCCAAACUUUUGUCACAACGCAGAUGUUGAAGAUUAUUUCCAAGACUACUGCCGACAUUUCGGUGUAGAUAAAUACAUCAAGUUUAAUUCUGAAGUAAUGUACCUCAAGAAACACAGUUCAUACCAGAGUACAGGAAAAUGGGAAAUAAGAAUCAAAGAUCACAAAACUGGAAAAGAAUUUCUGGAAGUGUUUGACUUUGUCAUUGUGGCUAAUGGUCAUCACGGAACUCCAAAUUUACCAACAUUCCCUGGACUAGAAUCAUUUCAAGGAGUCACUAUGCAUUCCAAAGAUUUUAAAGAUGUCCGCUCUGUCAAGAGUUCUAGAGCAGUUGUCGUAGGAAUCGGUAACUCUGGUGGAGACAUUGCAGUAGAACUGAGCAAGUACACGAAGGUGUUUCUGAGCACCAGGAGAGGAGCUUGGAUUUUAAACAGGUUGGAAGCGAAUGGACUUCCUUGGGACUUUUACUACCACAGCCGACUGCUAAGGAUUCUGCUACGUCUUCUUCCCCGUUCAUAUAUGAAUUCAAAGAGAAAAGCAAUUCUCAAUCAAAAAUUUAAUCAUGAUCUUUAUCACCUGACACCUCUUCAUGAACCUGACGCGACACACCCAACGGUCAAUGACGAACUUCCCAACAGGAUAGCCGCAGGCAUGGUCAAGGUCAAACCUAACAUUAAGUCCUUUUCAACAAAAGGAGUGACAUUUGAGGAUGGAACUUAUGAGGAUGACAUUGACUUGGUUGUUUUUGCGACUGGAUACAACGUCGAAUAUCCUUUCAUUGAUAAAGAUGUAGUGCAAGUGCGACAAAAUAAAGUAGAGCUCUUCCAGUACAUGUGGUUGCCAGAGUUACCCAAACAAACUAUUGCAUUCUUGGCCGUCUGCCAACCUCUGGGCGCCAUGUUUCCCAUCGCUGAAAUGCAGAGCCGCCUGGCGGCAAGAGUCUUCAAAGGGGAAGUGAAGUUACCUCCUCCUGCCAGCAUGAAGAAGGACAUUUGUGCCAAAGAGAAGGCAAUGCGCCGUCGUUACAUAGACACCCAGAGACACACUAUUCAAGUGGAUUGGCUCCCUUACAUGGACGAGCUUGCCACAGUAGUUGGCUGUAAACCAAAUCUACUUAAGUUACUGGUGACAGAUCCAAGAUUAUUUUGGCGAGUGCUAACAGGUCCUGGAGUUCCCUAUCAGUUCAGACUACAUGGACCUAAUCCCUGGCCCGGAGCGAGGCAGGCUAUAUUCACAGUGAUUGACCGCAUUGAAAAACCUUUCAACACUCGACCAUUGCCUACAAAGAAAACUUCGAAAACCAAAAGAAUUGUUCUGCUUUCUCUGGGGGUUGCUGUGGUGGGGGCAGCGCUAUUGUAUGUGAAAGAAAGAAACAUAGAACUUUGGAAGGAUUGGAACAUUGGCGUUUUUACGUGAAAAUCCUAUGAUUAAAACGCUGACAGAAAAAAACCAGCAUCAAACUUAUUUGCUUUUUUUUUUUUUUUCAAACCAGAAAAGCAAUCUAAAUGUUUGUCUUUUUUUUCAUUUUUUCUUUUGUCACUAAAUACGUAAAUAGGUAAAGAUCCCUUUCAGACCUUGCGAUCUAUUGGGGUUAUAUGUUUUAUAUAUGUUAUAUAUAUAUACGUUUUGCCAAUCUAUUUAUGCAGAUCAUUUUAGUAUCAGUCAUUUUAAUGAUAGUAGUUAUUAUUUAGGUGUAGAUUUCUUUGUUCAAAUCAGUGCAGCAACAAUUCACUUACCCUAAACAAUGACUUUCAUAUUCUGCUGUUAUGUUUAUCAUGAUUACUGUAUUUUUAUAUGCAUCUUCUUAUAGAGUCAGUUUUAAAUAAUGGAAUAAAUAUCUAGAGUUAAAUAUUGGCUUAUAAAGACUUACAACUAUCUGAUCUACACAAAAUGCAACAAACAUCUAUAAAUCAUGUGCCUACGAUAAAAUGAAUUUUGCGAUAGACUUCGCAACUUGUGCAGUCCUUACAAAUUGCUUAUAACAGAAAGAAAUAGAAUACUAUCUGCUACGCAAAUAAAAACAAGAAAACAAAUCUUAUCAAUUGAGUUUGUCCAUGUGUAGUUUGAAAACAUUUGCAUGCUAUUUCUUAAUAAAUUCAAUUUAAUACUGUA
This is a messenger RNA of Biomphalaria glabrata, 2706 nucleotides long. Its product is annotated as flavin-containing monooxygenase 5-like. Lineage: Eukaryota; Metazoa; Mollusca; Gastropoda; Planorbidae. The coding region runs from base 355 to 2010 and encodes 551 amino acids. Gene Ontology annotation, molecular function: flavin adenine dinucleotide binding; NADP binding; N,N-dimethylaniline monooxygenase activity. The transcript has 13 exons. The record is from RefSeq and is a predicted model, not a curated record.